UAGGGCUGCCAGGAUUAGGUAAUACGGCCUGCUGCCCCUCUUCUGUCGCGCUGUCUCUUUUCUGCGGGUUUGGACGGAUAAAUUUAAAGAGGACAAGUGGAUGGAUUUAUAUUCCAAGUUUUGUCUAGUUGAGUGUUGUUGUUUGUUUUCGUCCGCCACCAUAUCUUGUUGUUCUCCUCCCCCACGCUCUUCUAUCUCAUUCCCAUCACUUCUCCCUGCUUUUACAGUCUCUCUUGAUUGUCAAGCCCCUUUUCACCAGCUGGCUGUUUCUGAGGCAAGCCCGUGCCGGUUUCUAUAGAUCGAUUUUUUGUCUUUUUUUCAUAUAUCAUUCCGAUAAAAUGGCGGAGGCAUACGCUCAAGGGCCCGCGAGCUGGCAAGACUUUUACGAUCGACUAAAGCAGUACCAGGGAAUCGACAAGGCGGCUAUUUACAGCAUAGAGACCAUGUCGCCCUGUGCCGCCACUCCGGGGUUCACUGCCUUGCCAAAUGAGAUCCCUUUCAUCCUUAAGGCCUUUGAGAAUACCAACGGUGAUGAGCCCAAGGAAGUGGAAACGAAUGGAUUCUCGUUCGCUGGAGAGAAAUACUUCUUCGUGAGAGCAGAGACGGACCCAGAUUGCCUCAUCGGCCGGAAGCUCAGAGAAGGAAUCGUCAUCUGCAAAACCUUGACCACUCUCUUCAUCGCGCACCAGCCACCCGAUAUCCCCAUCUUCCAAGUCAACGAACAUGUCAAAAGCUGGGCUACUUAUCUAAUCAGGUCGGAGGUCGCUCAGGAGGAGGCUAGGAAGGGUCAGGGGGGCGCUUAGAACGCUAAGCAGGAUUAAGAUAACGUAUGACCGGUUUACCAUAAGCGAUGGGAGAGUGGAAUUGAGCAAUCCCAGGAAGUGAAGGCAUGGAAACAAACCAAACAAAUUAAACAAACAAAUGGACAAACCAAUACAUAACUAGUUAACUAAUUAUGUUGUCCAUUGUUAUGACUAGAUACAAGUCAAAUGAAGUGAUUUGAGCAUUUUCCUUUGCAAUUCUUUGUUCUUUUCUUUCUUUCAAAUUGUACCCCCUACACCUCCCCCCUGUUCAUGUUGGAUGUGCUGGAAUAUUGUAUGAGGCUGGUUAUAGUUAGUUAACCUAUGCCCUGUUAUCUAGGCUACCUUAAACAUAGGAACUCAUCUAAGUUAUAUAAUAUAUUCAAUAUCUAAAAGAUGGAUUUUGGUUCAAUCAAUUUCAAAAUUCCUUCUAUUUUUAGACAACCUGCAUUUAUGCCCAACUUCAA
Messenger RNA from Blastomyces gilchristii SLH14081, 1267 nucleotides. RefSeq lists its product as uncharacterized. Bases 339 to 803 code for a protein of 154 amino acids. Gene Ontology annotation, cellular component: cell cortex. The transcript has 6 exons. The record is from RefSeq and is a predicted model, not a curated record. NCBI's taxonomy places the organism in Eukaryota, Fungi, Ascomycota, Eurotiomycetes, Onygenales, Ajellomycetaceae. Gene Ontology annotation, molecular function: actin monomer binding.